Messenger RNA from Patella vulgata (common limpet), 5090 nucleotides. Its product is annotated as coatomer subunit alpha. The transcript has 33 exons. Gene Ontology annotation, biological process: retrograde vesicle-mediated transport, Golgi to endoplasmic reticulum; intracellular protein transport; intra-Golgi vesicle-mediated transport. The record is from RefSeq and is a predicted model, not a curated record. Gene Ontology annotation, molecular function: structural molecule activity; protein binding. The coding region runs from base 125 to 3817 and encodes 1230 amino acids. Gene Ontology annotation, cellular component: COPI vesicle coat. Lineage: Eukaryota; Metazoa; Mollusca; Gastropoda; Patellidae.
UUCCGGAAGUACAGCAACUUCCACGUUGAAAAAUAUUGUUCUGAGUUUACUGAAUAUUUAUUGAAUUGCUGGGGGAUUGAUUUCCUUAAAUCUCAACAAAUUCUAGCUCUUGUUCUAGAAAAACAUGCUGACAAAAUUUGAGACUAAGUCGGCCAGGGUGAAAGGUUUAUCCUUUCAUCCAAAACGUCCUUGGGUACUUGCCAGUUUACACAAUGGUCUUAUACAGCUUUGGGAUUAUCGUAUGUGUACAUUGAUUGAUAAAUUUGAUGAACAUGAUGGUCCAGUUCGAGGAAUAUGUUUUCAUCAACAACAACCAUUAUUUGUAUCAGGAGGAGAUGAUUACAAAAUAAAAGUAUGGAACUACAAACAGAGACGAUGUUUAUUUACCUUAUUGGGUCAUUUAGAUUAUAUCAGAACUACAGUUUUCCAUCAUGAAUAUCCAUGGAUUUUGAGUUCAUCUGAUGAUCAGACUCUCAGAAUUUGGAAUUGGCAGUCCAGAAACUGUAUAAGUGUAUUAACAGGACAUAGUCAUUAUGUUAUGUGUGCCAUGUUUCAUCAGUCAGAAGAUUUAGUUGUAUCAGCAUCUUUAGAUCAGACAGUCAGAGUCUGGGAUAUAUCAGGAUUAAGAAAGAAGAAUGUUGCCCCAGGACCUGGAGGACUAGAUGAGAGAUUACGUGCUUCAGGACAAACAGAUUUAUUUGGAACAUCUGAUGCUAUAGUUAAACAUGUAUUAGAGGGUCAUGAUAGAGGUGUUAAUUGGGCUGCCUUCCAUCCUACCCUACCAUUAAUAGUAUCAGGUGCUGAUGAUAGACAGAUUAAACUGUGGAGAAUGAAUGAAUCUAAAGCCUGGGAAGUGGAUACAUGUAGAGGACAUUAUAACAAUGUAUCAUGCUGUUUAUUCCACCCCAGACAAGAUCUUAUACUCAGUAACUCGGAAGAUAAAAGUAUUAGAGUGUGGGAUAUGAGUAAAAGAACUGGUGUACAGACAUUCCGACGUGAACAUGACAGAUUCUGGGUUAUGGCUGCUCAUCCAACCUUAAAUUUAUUUGCUGCAGGUCAUGAUAAUGGUAUGAUAAUAUUUAAACUAGAGAAAGAGAGACCAGCUAGUACUGUAUAUAAUAAUAUACUGUAUUAUGUUAAAGAAAGAUAUCUACGUAGAUUAGACUUCAAUACAUCUAAAGAUGCCCCAGUCAUGCAAUUGAGAAGUGGUUCAAGAAGUCCUGUCAACAGUAUGUCAUAUAAUCCUGCUGAAAAUGCUGUACUUCUUUGUACUAGAUCCAGUACAAUAGAGAACAGUACAUAUGAUUUAUAUGUUAUACCUAAAGAUUCAGAUUCUUCUAAUCCUGAUGAACUGCUAAGAGGAGCUCCCGAAGGUAAAAGGUCAUCUGGAUUAACAGCUGUAUGGGUGGCUAGAAAUAGAUUUGCUGUAUUGGACAGAACACAUUCGAUUAUUAUCAAGAAUUUAAAGAAUGAGAUAACAAAGAAAGUACAGACACCAAACUGUGAAGAUAUAUUUUAUGCUGGUACUGGUUGUUUAUUGUUAAAAGAGAACGAUGCAGUUACUUUAUUUGAUGUACAACAGAAACGAACUUUGGCAACAUUGAAGAUGUCAAAAGUAAAAUGUGUUGUUUGGUCUAAUGAUAUGUCACAUGUUGCUCUCUAUAGUAAACAUGUUAUCUCUAUCUGUAAUCGUAAACUAGAUAAUUUAUGUAGUAUACAUGAGAAUAUACGUGUUAAAAGUGGAGCUUGGGAUGAAAGUGGUGUAUUUGUUUAUACAACCAGUAAUCAUAUUAAAUACGCUCUUACUAAUGGGGAUCAUGGUAUAAUACGAACGUUAGAUCUACCCAUCUAUAUAACUCGUAUUAAGGGUAACAGUGUUUAUUGUCUGGAUAGAGAAUGUCGACCACGAGUACUCAGUAUUGAUCCAACAGAAUUUAAAUUUAAACUUGCUCUGGUUAACAGAAAAUAUGAAGAGGUACUCCAUAUGGUAAGAAAUGCUAAAUUAGUAGGACAGUCUAUCAUAUCAUACCUGCAGAAGAAGGGGUAUCCAGAAGUAGCUCUUCAUUUUGUUAAAGAUGAAAAAACAAGAUUUGGUCUGGCAUUGGAAUGUGGAAACAUUGAGAUUGCCCUAGAAGCAGCCAGAGCUUUAGAUGAUCAAGCUUGUUGGGAGAAAUUAGGCGAGGCAGCUCUAUUACAAGGAAAUCAUCAGAUUGUUGAAAUGGCUUAUCAAAGAACUAAAAACUUUGACAAACUUUCCUUCCUCUAUCUUAUUACUGGAAAUUUAGAGAAGAUGAGAAAAAUGAUGAAAAUAGCUGAAAUUCGUAAAGACACAAGUGGUCAUUUCCAGGCUGCUCUACUACUUGGUGAUGUCAGUGAAAGAGUUAAGAUUCUUAAAACCUGUGGACAAAAAUCAUUAGCCUAUGUGACAGCUAAAACACAUGGUUUAGAUGAAGAAGCUGAAGAAAUAAAAGAUUGGUUUGGUGAAAAUGAUAAAGUACCUGAUUUAUAUCCUCAUGCUACCCUACAACAACCACCUCCACCAAUCAUGCAACAGGAAACUAACUGGCCAUUAUUAACUGUAUCUAAAGGUUUCUUUGAAGGUGCUAUGGCAGCCAGAUCAGGUAAACCUAAUGCUAUGGCUGCUGUUGAACAUGAUGAUAUGGGUGCUGGUGAAGGUUGGGGUGAUGAUGCUGAACUUGUACUCGAUGAUGAUGGAGGAUUUGGAACAGGAGAAGGAUUUGAUGAUGAGGCUUUGGUUGGUGGUGAUGCUGAAGGAGGUGGUUGGGAUGUUGGUGAUGAUGAUCUUGAACUUCCAGCUGAUCUGGAUGUUGGACCAGUAUCAUCUGGUGAUGAAGGCUACUUUGUUCCACCAACUAAAGGUACCAGUCAAGCACAGGUAUGGUGUAAUAAUUCUCAACUACCUGUAGAUCAUGUACUUGCUGGAUCAUUUGAAACUGCUAUGAGGCUCCUACAUGAUCAACUAGGAAUGGUGAAUUUUGAACCGUAUCAGAAGAUAUUUUUAUACACAUAUAGUCGAUCUAGAACAAGUUAUAUUGGUUUACCAUCCUUACCGCCAUUCUUUGGUUAUCCACAUAGAAAUUGGAAAGAAGCUGGGGCUAGAGCUGGUGUACCAUCUGUAGGUUUAAAGCUAAAUAUGUUAGUACAACAAUUACAAACAGCUUAUCAACUAACAACAUCAGGAAAAUUUGUUGAUGCUGUUGACAAGUUCCGAUCUAUUUUACUCAGUGUACCUUUAUUAGUUGUUGAUAAUAAACAAGAAAUAGCUGAGGCUCAACAACUUAUAGAGAUCUGUAGAGAAUAUAUUGUUGGUUUAUCAAUGGAGAAUAAAAGAAAAGAAAUGCCAAAAGCUACGUUAGCUGAUCAGAAACGAUUGUGUGAGAUGGCAGCCUAUUUCACACAUUGUAAUCUACAACCAGUUCAUCUGAUAUUAACAUUACGUACAGCUCUUAAUCUCUUCUUUAAAUUAAAAAAUUAUAAAACAGCAGCAUCAUUUGCUAGAAGGUUAUUAGAGUUGGGACCAAAACCAGAUGUAGCUACAACAACUAGAAAAAUAUUAGCAGCGUGUGAAAAGAAUGCCACAGAUGAACACGAGUUAAAAUAUGAUCAACAUAAUCCAUUUGAUAUCUGUGCUGCCACCUAUGUUCCUAUAUACAGGGGUAAACCUGUUGUUAAAUGUCCUUUAAGUGGAGCUUGUUAUGUACCAGAAUGUAAAGGUCAAGUCUGUCGAGUUUCAGGGGUGACAGAGAUUGGUAAAGAUAGUAUAGGAUUACGUAUCAGCCCAAUACAGUUCCGAUAAAUGACAUAGUGUCGCAGAAUAUUAACAAUUAUUAUCAUGGACUAGAAAUAUGUGUUUUAAAUCUCAACUGUUAGAUGAUGAUUAUCUUUGUGUAAAACUUGAGACAUUUUACAUCUACUAAAGAUGUAGGACAAUCUAUAUUUCUGUUAUAUGAAGUAUCUUGUGCUCUUUAUGGAGAAAAAAACACAACACGAUAUUUAUCAUUUUUCAUGUCAUGGAUUUCAAUUUGCGAAUAAUGAUAUGAUUUUAUCAGAAAAGUGAAAUAUUCAAAUAUGUGAAGUGUCAUUUAAAUUGUUGAAUAUGGUAUUAAGAAUUGUUGAAAUAUAUUUUAAAAAUAUUCGUUUAUAGCUAACAAAAUUGAAAUCAAUUCUAAGUAAUUUCAGUUACAUACUUCGGUGGAUUAUGAAUUCUAAAAAUCAAAAUUUUGUUUUGAUAAUUUCUAAAUUGCUUUCUGCAUAAAAAUUGACAAUUUUCUUGGAUUAUGAAUUCUAAUAUUUAAAAAUGGUUAAAGAAUUUAAUAGAUAAAAAUUAAAUAUAGGUUAAUAUUAGAGUACAUAAAAAUGAUUGCAAUACCUAUUAUGUUUGAUUGACAUGUGGUUUGUCUUAUUCUGUUAUAAAUAUAAUUUAUCCCAUGCUGAUGGUAUUAGAUGAUUGUACACUUAAUUCAUUGAUAAAAAUAUAGUAUGAGGAAUAUAACAUGUAAUGUCAUAUAUCACAACAUUUUGUUUUUCUAUUGUUAAAUAAUGUAUGAAAUAUAUUUAUUAACUGCUCAAAGUAUUUUGUUUAAUUCUUCAGUGAUCAACGAGAGUCUGUCUGGAGGUGCGCUCUAGAUCAUAAGAUCUGUCAUUGAGUCGGGUGGUGCGAUUUGAUUCCUUGCUUGUAUGUGACAGAGAGUAGCAUUGAAGCCUGACAAACCUUGUGUUAUUUCUCUGGGUCCUCCCACUGCUAAAUACCCCUAUAUGCAAGCAGAUCUCUUUCUCUCUUGCCUGGGUUUUUGUGAUGGAAAUAAGACUUAUUUUGCGGAGACUGAAUUCUUUAUCAAUCAAACAUUUCUGAAAACUGAACCCCCACCUCCUAUUUUAUCUCUGAUGAAGAUAAGAUGUUGAGAGAAGUUACUGGCCUUGUAAUACAACAGUUAUCUCCCAUUAGAUUUGUCGAUUUGAAGCAAUAAUAUUGUAUGAAGGCAUUUCAAAUGUACAAGCAUCUGUGAUUUUUGUUAGUAUCUGGUGGUAAUUGUGUUCUAUAACAACAGAUAAAAGAUUAGAUCAUUUAU